Messenger RNA from Chrysochloris asiatica (Cape golden mole), 2481 nucleotides. RefSeq names its product argonaute RISC catalytic component 3 (gene AGO3). The record is from RefSeq and is a predicted model, not a curated record. Gene Ontology annotation, molecular function: protein binding; RNA binding. NCBI's taxonomy places the organism in Eukaryota, Metazoa, Chordata, Mammalia, Afrosoricida, Chrysochloridae. The transcript is spliced from 18 exons. Bases 1 to 2481 code for a protein of 826 amino acids.
AUGAAGAUAGGAAAUUGGGGACCUGUUGGGGCCCAGCCCCUACUAAUGGUGCCCAGACGACCUGGAUAUGGCACCAUGGGCAAACCCAUUAAACUGCUGGCUAACUGUUUUCAAGUGGAAAUCCCAAAGAUUGAUGUCUACCUCUAUGAGGUGGAUAUUAAACCAGACAAGUGUCCUAGAAGAGUAAACAGGGAGGUGGUUGACUCAAUGGUUCAGCAUUUUAAAGUAACUAUAUUUGGGGACCGUAGACCAGUUUAUGAUGGAAAAAGAAGCCUUUAUACAGCCAAUCCACUUCCUGUGGCAACUGCUGGGGUAGAUUUAGAUGUUACAUUACCUGGGGAAGGUGGAAAAGAUCGACCUUUCAAGGUGUCAAUCAAAUUUGUAUCUCGAGUGAGCUGGCAUCUACUGCACGAAGUACUGACAGGACGGACCUUGCCUGAGCCACUGGAAUUAGACAAGCCAAUCAGCACUAAUCCUGUCCAUGCUGUUGAUGUGGUGCUACGACAUUUGCCCUCCAUGAAAUACACACCUGUGGGCCGUUCCUUUUUCUCAGCUCCAGAAGGAUAUGACCACCCUCUGGGAGGGGGCAGGGAAGUAUGGUUUGGAUUCCAUCAAUCUGUUCGACCUGCCAUGUGGAAAAUGAUGCUUAAUAUUGAUGUUUCUGCCACUGCCUUCUACAAAGCACAACCUGUAAUUCAGUUCAUGUGUGAAGUUCUUGACAUUCAUAACAUUGAUGAACAACCAAGACCUCUGACUGAUUCUCAUCGGGUAAAAUUCACCAAAGAGAUAAAAGGUCUGAAGGUUGAAGUGACUCAUUGUGGAACAAUGAGACGGAAAUACCGUGUUUGUAAUGUAACAAGAAGACCUGCCAGUCAUCAAACCUUUCCUUUGCAGUUAGAAAACGGCCAAACUGUGGAGAGAACAGUAGCACAGUAUUUCAGAGAAAAGUAUACUCUUCAGCUGAAGUACCCACAUCUUCCUUGUCUGCAAGUGGGGCAGGAGCAGAAACAUACUUACCUUCCACUAGAAGUGUGUAAUAUUGUGGCAGGGCAGCGGUGUAUCAAGAAGCUAACGGACAAUCAGACCUCCACUAUGAUCAAGGCAACAGCAAGAUCUGCACCAGAUAGACAAGAGGAAAUUAGCCGAUUGGUAAGAAGUGCAAACUAUGAAACAGAUUCAUUUGUUCAGGAGUUUCAAUUUAAAGUUCGGGAUGAAAUGGCCCAUGUAACAGGACGUGUACUACCAGCACCUAUGCUACAGUAUGGAGGACGGAAUCGAACUGUAGCAACACCAAGUCAUGGAGUAUGGGACAUGCGAGGGAAACAGUUCCAUACAGGAGUUGAAAUAAAAAUGUGGGCUAUAGCUUGUUUUGCCACACAGAGGCAGUGCAGAGAAGAAAUACUGAAGGGUUUCACCGACCAACUGCGGAAGAUUUCCAAGGAUGCAGGAAUGCCCAUCCAGGGUCAGCCUUGCUUCUGUAAAUAUGCGCAGGGGGCAGACAGUGUGGAGCCCAUGUUCCGGCAUCUCAAGAACACCUACUCAGGGCUGCAGCUCAUUAUCGUUAUCCUGCCAGGGAAGACGCCAGUGUAUGCGGAGGUGAAACGUGUAGGAGACACACUUUUGGGUAUGGCUACACAGUGUGUUCAAGUCAAGAAUGUAAUAAAAACAUCUCCUCAAACUCUCUCAAACCUGUGCCUAAAAAUAAAUGUUAAACUUGGAGGGAUCAAUAAUAUUCUUGUACCUCAUCAAAGACCGUCUGUGUUCCAGCAACCAGUGAUCUUUUUGGGAGCAGAUGUCACUCAUCCACCUGCUGGGGAUGGGAAGAAGCCUUCUAUUGCUGCUGUUGUUGGUAGUAUGGAUGCCCAUCCAAGCAGAUACUGUGCCACAGUAAGAGUUCAGAGACCCCGACAGGAAAUCAUCCAGGACUUGGCCUCUAUGGUUCGGGAACUUCUCAUUCAAUUUUAUAAGUCAACUCGAUUCAAACCUACUCGUAUCAUCUUUUAUCGAGAUGGUGUCUCAGAGGGACAGUUUAGACAGGUAUUAUAUUAUGAACUACUAGCAAUUCGAGAAGCAUGCAUCAGUUUGGAGAAAGACUAUCAACCUGGAAUAACUUACAUUGUAGUUCAGAAGAGACAUCACACUCGGUUGUUUUGUGCCGAUAGAACAGAAAGGGGUACCAGCCGCCCCUCACACUAUCAUGUUUUAUGGGAUGAUAACUGCUUUACUGCAGAUGAACUUCAGCUGCUAACUUACCAGCUCUGCCAUACCUAUGUGCGCUGUACACGGUCUGUUUCUAUACCUGCACCAGCGUAUUAUGCUCACCUGGUGGCAUUCAGAGCCAGAUACCAUCUUGUGGACAAAGAACAUGACAGUGCUGAAGGAAGUCAUGUUUCAGGACAGAGCAAUGGACGAGAUCCACAGGCUCUUGCUAAGGCUGUACAGAUUCACCAAGAUACCUUACGCACAAUGUACUUUGCUUAA